Impatiens glandulifera is the source of this 838-nucleotide messenger RNA. RefSeq names its product expansin-like B1. The transcript has 4 exons. Lineage: Eukaryota; Viridiplantae; Streptophyta; Magnoliopsida; Ericales; Balsaminaceae. The record is from RefSeq and is a predicted model, not a curated record. Gene Ontology annotation, cellular component: extracellular region. Bases 1 to 750 code for a protein of 249 amino acids.
AUGAGUUUCCCAACUAGAAACUACUACUCCCUUCUAUGUGCUCUUACUCUUCUACCAGCACUUUCAUACUGUCAGGACUACUUUGUCCCCUCUAGAGCAUCCUACUAUGGAAGCCCCGACUGUCUAGGAAACCCAACUGGAGCUUGCGGAUAUGGAGAGUAUGGAAGAACCAUCAAUGUUGCUAAUGUCGCUGGAGUCUCUCGAUUAUGGAGGAAUGGAACUGGCUGUGGAGCUUGCUAUCAGGUUAGGUGCAGGGUACCAAAUCAUUGCAGUGAUGAUGGAAUCAAUGUGGUGGUAACAGACUACGGUGAAGGUGACAGAACCGAUUUCAUUCUCAGCACUCGUGCAUAUGGAAGAUUGGCUCGUCCGAAUUCAGCUGCAGAGUUAUUUUCUUAUGGAGUGGUUGAUAUAGAAUACAAAAGGGUACCUUGUCAAUAUCCAGGCUACAAUCUCCUAAUCAAGGUUAAACAGCAAAGUAAAUUCCCAAAUUAUCUAGCCAUAGUCAUCUUGUAUCAAGCUGGUUCAUAUGACAUUACAUCUGUUGAAGUAUGGCAGGAGGAUUGCAAAGAAUGGAAAGGCAUGAGAAGGGCUUAUGGGACGGUUUGGGACAUAGUUACUCCCCCAACAGGUGCAAUGAACUUUAGGGUUCAAGUGAGUGGUGGUGAUGGAAUGAAAUGGGUGACUAUUAACAAAGGAAUACCUAAUGAUUGGAAGGCUGGAGUGGUUUAUGAUACAUCUGUUCAGUUGUAGAAUCUAAAUUUCUAUAGUGUUCAUCAAUAAAGAAGUGAUUUUGUGUACUAAGUUGUGAAAGAAAAUGGAAUAAAGUUUUGUUUUCAGA